Molecule: messenger RNA, 1689 nt
Organism: Bacidia gigantensis
Lineage: Eukaryota; Fungi; Ascomycota; Lecanoromycetes; Lecanorales; Ramalinaceae
Exons: 3
Coding region: 1-1689 (562 amino acids)
Biological process (GO): superoxide anion generation; defense response
Cellular component (GO): plasma membrane; NADPH oxidase complex
Molecular function (GO): superoxide-generating NAD(P)H oxidase activity
Source: RefSeq, a predicted model, not a curated record
AUGGCUGUAGAACAGUCAGGAUGGUUUAGCAAGGAGUUGACGGGUCGCAUGUUGCUUUUCAUUGCUUUAUUUCAUGGUAUGCACGUAGCAUUAUUCGCUGUAGGAUGGUGGAAGCAAAUUACAGAUCAACGAUUAGCCGGCCUCAAUACACUCACAUUCUCGGUCUGGAUCUCAAGAGGCGCAGGCUUGGCGCUAUCGGUGGAUGGAAUGAUUAUUGUCUUACCGAUGUGCAAAAAUCUGUUGAGAAUUAUCAGACCAAAAGUCAGAUGGCUGCCAUUGGACGAGUCCCAAUGGUUUCAUCGGCAGGUGGCAUACUCCAUACUCUUCUUCACCACCAUCCACGUCUCGGCCCAUUAUGUCAACUUCUUCAAUGUCGAACGCAACCAAGUUCGUCCGGAAUCUGCGGUCCAGAUACAUUACACGCAAGCCGGCGGUAUCACUGGCCACGUCAUGCUGCUUUGCAUGCUCUUCAUGUUCACAACCGCCCACGUGCGGAUACGGCAGCAAUGCUAUGAGGCAUUCUGGUACACUCACCAUUUGUUCAUACCAUUUCUCCUGGCCUUUUACACUCAUGCCACUGGCUGUUUUGUCCGCGACUCGACAGAGCCAUACUCGCCCUUUGCCGGUUCUCCAUUCUGGUCGCAUUGCAUUGGGUACGAAGGUUGGCGAUGGGAGCUCAUUGGUGGUGGCUUGUAUCUCUGUGAACGCCUGUAUCGCGAAUGGGACUCGCGGAGAGCGUGCAGGAUAGAGAGAGUCAUCCGUCACCCUUACGACGCACUCGAGAUACAAUUCUCGAAGCCGUCGAUGACUUACAAACCGGGCCAGUGGAUCCUUGUCAAUGUGCCGGAGGUCAGCACGACGCAGUGGCAUCCAUUCACCAUCACAUCUUGCCCCUUUGACUCAUACACGUCUAUCCACGUCCGCCAAGUCGGCGACUGGACUCGUGCGCUGGGAGACGCAGUCGGUGCCGGACCAACCCAAGUGAGCGAAUGCGGCCUCGACGCCGAUGGCAUGUACGAAAUAGCCCUCAUGCCAAAUCAAGAAAUGCCCGCCAUCCGGGUCAACGGACCCUACGGUGCGCCUGCCGAAGAUGUCUUCGAGAACGAAAUCGCCGUUCUCAUUGGCACGGGAAUCGGCGUCACGCCCUGGGCAAGCAACCUGAAAAACAUCUUCAACCACCGCAGCCGUCCUAAUGCACCUCUUCGACUGAAACGCGUAGAAUUCAUCUGGAUCUGUAGGGACACCAAAUCCUUCGAAUGGUUCCAAAUGCUCCUCUCCAGUCUCGAGGAGCAAUCCCAAGAAGCCGCAUCCGAGUCAGGCGCUGGGCCCGAAUUCCUUCGUAUACACACCUACCUCACCCAAAAACUCGACGCCGACGAACAGGCAAAUGUCCACCUCAACACCGUAGGCAUGGACAAAGAUCCCCUCACCAACCUCUCCGCACGGACCAAUUUCGGGCGACCGGACUUCAAGAAGCUCUUCGCUGCCAUGAAGGACGGCAUCAGGGAUAGCACCUACCUCGGGGGCGCGCUCGAGGAGACCACGGGGAAGGAGAAGGCCUCGAGGAAGAAAGCGGAAGUGGGCGUGUAUUUCUGCGGGCCGAACACGGCUGCGAAGCAGAUCCGGAGUGCGUGUAAAGGGGUGACGGAUUCGGAUGUGAGGUUUAAGUUUUGGAAAGAGCAUUUUUAG